Messenger RNA from Lethenteron reissneri (Far Eastern brook lamprey), 7996 nucleotides. RefSeq names its product calmodulin regulated spectrin associated protein family member 2 (gene CAMSAP2). NCBI's taxonomy places the organism in Eukaryota, Metazoa, Chordata, Hyperoartia, Petromyzontiformes, Petromyzontidae. Gene Ontology annotation, molecular function: microtubule minus-end binding; calmodulin binding; spectrin binding. Gene Ontology annotation, cellular component: microtubule minus-end. Gene Ontology annotation, biological process: cytoplasmic microtubule organization; negative regulation of microtubule depolymerization; neuron projection development. The record is from RefSeq and is a predicted model, not a curated record.
CUUGCGUUGGGCGGAUUGUAGUGGAGGUGGCGGCGGCGGUGAUGCAGCGUCUCGCAAUCGACGCUAAGGCGACAUCAUUCACACGAAUAACAGCCAGACACGGCGCCGUGUCUUCGUAGGCGGCUAUCUACAAUGAGGAGAGAGCCGGCGGCGGCGUAACGAGGAGAAAUGGCCGACUGUGGGUCGGAGAAUGGAGAAGCGGCGAGGAGGGAGGAGGAGCAGCAGGAGGAGGAGGAGGCGACGAUGAUGAUGAAGCAGAUGAUGGUGGUGGCCGAGGAGAUGCAGGAGCACGAGGAGGAGGAGGAGUACGAGGCUGAGAGGGCGAAGGUGGCCGCUGGGCUCGCGUGGCUGGCGGCAAAGGCGCCGAGUCCAGAGUCCACCUGCGAGGACCUGCGGGCGCCGUUCUACAGGGACGAGUACAACCAGGAGCACUUGAAGGGCAACGUGGGCGAGCUGCUCGCGUCCGGCGAGCUCUACUGCCAUGUGUUCCAGCAGCAGCUGCACGGAAAGUGCUCCCCUGCCGUGCCGAGGCAGGGCCACUGGGCCGUGAUCCAGGGCCUGGCGCGGCGUGGCCUCUACGUCAUGGAGGAGGAGGACUGCCCCGUGACAGAGGCGGACUUGCAGAACAUCCCCAUCCGCAUGAGCUGCCAUCUGGCCAUGCUGGACUCUCUGAUGCUGGCGUGCGCCGUGGAGCAGAUGAGCAUCGAGAAGGUGGUGACGAGCGUGCGCAGGUUCUCCGUCGUCUCGCCGCGCGAGCUGCCCUUUGACCUCGAUGGGGCCAUGCUUCUCUGGAUCAAUAAGGUUAACAUGAAGUUGAAGGAUUCUGUUGAAAAGGAGCAGAAGCAGCAGAGCGUUGCAGAGGGAGCUUGCCAACAGAAGUCUCCGGCCAAGUGGUACUGGAAGCUGGUUCCUGUGCGAUAUCGAAAGGAUCCGUCCGUGUCGAGGCAGUUACCAGUCAUCCCAGUGCUGCGCAGCCUGUCUGAGAUAUCUGAUGGAAGAGCCCUCCUCAGUCUAAUCCACUACUACUGCCCGGAACUGCUUAGGCUAGAAGACGUGUGCCUGAAGGAGAGACUCAGCCCCACGGAGAGAAUGUACAACAUUCGACUUCUGAUGGACGUUUCUCAGCAACACUUUGAGGGCUGCCUGCUGCUCACGCCCUCCGACCUGCUACGUUGUCCACCUGCUCUCAAGACAAACAUUAUGGCUUUUGUGGCCGAGUUGUUCUGGUGCUUCGAGGUGGUGAGACCAGAGUUUGUGUGUCCAAGAGAACCCCUCGAGCAUUCCACUGACGCACUGCCACAUUCCGAGUCUGGAUCACUGACCAUGUUGGACCAAGCUCCUUUGCUAGCAGAUGUCAAACAAAGGCCCAUGUCGCAGUCCGUCUCCUUUGAAAUCAAGUUCGAUGACCGAGUGAGUGAUGACUCUAAGCCCAUGCCAAAAUCUCGCAGCAAGGACAGCUUGGCAAAAAGACCAAGCAGGGGGCUUGGAAAGGCAUCCCCGGACUUGAUGUCAGGAGAAGAUGACGGAGGAAGGGAGGCAUCCCAUGAUAACUUGGCGAACGGCAUGCUGGGGGCAGAGGGCGAACAGUCGGAAGACGACGGCAAGAUGAAGGAGCACGGUUUCUCCGUGCCGUUCAGAAGGAAAGCAAGCAGCCAGCUCCCAGAUAAAUCUGUCACAUUUGCCCCAGUCACGAGUGCUGACGUGCGGAACAUGUCGCCUGCGGAGGACGGCUUCGAUGUCCAGUCACUGCCAGUGUUGAGGAGGGUGAAUUCCCCAGCCAAGGCAGCAGCAGCCCACCCCCAGGGCAAGGCAGGUGGUGGAUUUUACCUUCACUCAACGGACGCCUGGAGUCAACCUGAUGCGAACAGGGCAAGCUUUGUGUUAAACAGUCACUAUGACACGCCCGAGAAAGCCCUGGCGGCUGGCCUGCCGGUUGUUGAGCCAGUGAAUGGCGAAAAAGGCAACAUUGUGGAGGUUGAUUCCGACGUGGAUGAUUCUGGGAAACCUCAGUCGAGCGACAACACAGAUGCGAAAGGAGCACAGAGUGAAUUUUUGAGCUCUCCAGUCCCCAGCCCAAGCCCAAGCCCCUGUCCCAGCGUUGAGAGCAACACGUCUUCCAGUUCGGGCGUCAAAAUGACAAGCUUUGCCGAGAGGAAGUUUCGGAAGUUUAACAGCGCGGAGACCAAGUCGAGCGUGAGUAGUUCACUGAGGUCAACCCCGGACAGCUCGGAGAACGGAUAUCCUCACACCAUCGCCACCAGACAGAGCCGGGGUCACAGAGACCAAGCUUUGUCCAAAGAAUCCGAGCAAGACCAGCAGCCGGGGUCCCCUCCCAAUCACCCAUUGGCAUCGGAGGUUGUUCGGCUGCAGAUGAAACUGGAGGAGAAGCGACGGGCCAUCGAGGCGCAGCGCCGGCAGGUGGAGGCUCUGUGCGCCAAGCAGAGGCAGAAGUUUGGGAAGGAGGCGUUCAUGCAUGUUAUUAAAGGAGGCAAGAAGGACCGUCUAGACCCCCAAGGCAUCGGAGGGGAUUCGUCGGAGAGCGGCGGCGAGCAAAUGCUGCCCGCCAGAACCCAGUUGGAGGCGCCGGUGGACAGUGGAGCCGAAGACGACACGGUGACAGACAUGUCUAGGCAAAGCCGAGAAGUUGUUGAAGCGGAAGCAUUUGGAGAUAACAGAGAAUCGGAAGAGAUGAUGGGUGCGUGGGCCGCAGAGCCGCGGGAUUACGAUGAGUCCGGCAGGCGUGGAGAUGGUCUCCCAGUUGAGGUGACCGGUGCAUUGGAGGAGGAUCUGGAAAGGGAAAAUGCAGGCGAGGCAGAUUCUGGGGAGUACAGCCGCUCUAUCUACAAGCUCAACGACACGCUGCGCGGGCUUCAGAGCGAGAUGUUGCGAAUGGCCCAGCAACAGGAGCACCUGCUGCAGAUGAGGGACAGCCAGCAAGCCAUGGCCGAGGCUGAGGCGAGGCUUCCGCAGAAAAAUUACGACACCUAUUCUUUGUCGCCCGCAUCUUCAGGAUCCCCGGCAAAUCGCACGCCGACUCGCCGCCACCUUUCAAAGUCCCCGGCGCGGAUGCAGCUCCGAAGCCCGAGAAACAACUCAACACCGCGACCCAACGAGCUGAGGUUUUCCGUCGUAGGUCCGCCCCAGGAGUCUCCGCAGCCCUCCCUGGCACGAGUGCUCAGCCCGCAGCCGUACGUCGAUAACCUCAGGCACCGCCGUCGAUACGCGCCCAACGAAGUGCGAAUGCAGACCAGCUCGACCAUCUGUUUUGGCGACGACGAGACCGAAGUUUCGUCCCCUACCAUGUCGAAGGCUGAAUCUGACAGUGACAAGGUUACGGUCUCCAGCGGGAAGUCCACCAUUGACUCCAGGGAUGUGAGCCCGAGCAAAACGGCUUUGAACCUGGCGCCGGGCAGACAGGAUGAACGCGAUGAAGCGGAGGAAGCUGCGGAUUUCGAACUGGCACCUUCGCAGCCGAGACAGCCGUUACCCGUCGUUAAAACCCCUUCGCCCAAGGAAGUGCAGAGCAUUGUCGCCAUGGAGAAUCAAUCGUCCAUGGAAGGAUCGCCGGUCAAACUGAGAGGAAGCAGGGCAAGCUCCAACACCAGCAGCCCGGCCAGAGAGGUCGGGACUCCCGCCCAGAGACCAGUGGGGUUGAUUGAAGUGGACCUGUCCGGAAUGAACACCCCCGAGGGCCUCCUGUCGGAAGAUGAUGCAGCGGAGAAUGCUGCUGAUUAUUCCACAGACGGCGAGCAGAAGGCAGCGCUGGGAUUCUUCUUUAAGGGAGACCAGGGCCCCACGGAAGAGGAGCGCGAGAGGAAGAAGGCGGCCUUCCUGCAGAAGCAGCAGAAGAAGGCGGAGGAGGCGCGCCUGAAGAAGCUACAGAUGGAGGCAGAGGUUGAAAAGAAGCGAGAGGAGGAGAGGCGCAAGGUGGAGGAGGACGAGGCGAAGAAGGCCGAGAAGAAGGCGGAUCGCGAGUACGUGCGCGAGGUCUUCCGGCGUCGCCACCAGGACCAGCAGUGGGAGCAGCACCAGGCCCGCACCAAGGCCACCAAAGGCGCUAAGGCCAAGAUUAGGAAGCCCAGGCCCAAGUCGGCGCACCGUGAAGAGGGCGGCAGUGCCAGCCUGUCGCCUUUCAAGCCCGCGGUCGGUGGCGCCCUCAACAGGUUUCACUCGGCAUCCAGCCUCUCCCUGGUUUCCACAACCAACAGCGAGCCGGAGGGUGGCCGUUCCCGACGUCCCAACAGGUCUGGCUCCAUGGAGUUGCUGGAUGCGGACGGUGCGGGCUCGGGCGAGAGCCCGACUGCAGACAAGGACUGGGACAACGCCUCGCAGGUGUCAUCCCACGUGUCUGGUGGGGAGUACACAGGUCCAAAGCUGUACAAGGAGCCAAGUGCCAAAUCCAACAAGCACAUCAUCCACAACGCCUUGUCCUACUGCUGCCUCGCCGGCAAAGUAAAUGAGCUGCAAAAACAAAAGGUCAUCGAGGAGCUGGAGCGCUGCGACGCCAACCACUACAUGAUCCUGUUCCGUGACGCUGGCUGCCAGUACCGUGCCCUCUACGCCUUCUUCCCGGAGACAGAGGAGAUACAGCGCGUGACGGGCUUCGGCCCCAAGGCCGUGUCUGCCAAGAUGCUCGACCGCCUCUACAAGUACAGCUCGGACCGCAAGCAGUUCACGUCCAUCCCCGCCAAGACCAUUUCGGUCAGCAUGGACGCCUUCACCAUCCAGAACCACCUGUGGCAACCACGCCGGCCUUCCUCCACCAUCAUCCCCACCACACCGACGUACUCGUCUUCCACCGCCACUGCCAGCAAGAAGCCGGGUCCUGGCAAGCCCUGAUCCUUGCAGGAUGUACACGUAUUCAUUCAAUCGACUCUUGCACACGCUGACACCACGGGCCAUUUGUAUUUAUCCUCCGAAGGGCGACCGAGUUCCUAGCAGAAUUGGUGUCUCAACACUGCCAUGGGCUGAGAAAGAUGACUUCUCAUUGUGGGUUUUUUUUUUAAGUUAGAUGGAAGGAGACAAUGGGAUACAUACCUGCCUCCUCGAUAAGACUUUUUGCCAUCUGAGCUUUACAUUCAAAUUAGGGGUUAGAGACGUUUUUUGCCUUGGCCAUAAAAACCUUGAAAUUUCCACUGAACUGCCUCGUGUAGCUAUAAGUGAUAUUUACCUUUGUGUCGACACCGAAAACUUUCUCGUAUCAAGAAAAACGACUGGAUAUUGAAUUACUUUUGCCUUUUUCAAAGCCGAAUAUAAAAUGUAGAAUUGGGUAUAAAGGUGCUUCAUGUCAAAGGCCCUGCCAGCAGUUCAAGGAGAAUAUUCUGGUUCUUUUAAAAAUGUAUGGAAUUAUGUUUCAAACCAGAGCAAGCGAUCAUAGUGAUGGAAUAUUGUCUGCGGUUGCAGAGCUAAUCAAAAAUUAAGAAAUUUACUCGCAAGGCAAGAUAAUCUAGCAUUGGUUUUAAGGAGCUUAACAUGACACGUCUUGUAAUUGGCUGUAAUUGCACAUUGCCAAUCGAUGAAUAAAUAUUUACGUUCAGAGCACAGCUAAUUAAAUCACAUUUUUGGUACUGAAAUUGCUUUGGGGUGUGCCUUACGGUAGACUAAAAUUACAAAACUACUUUUUUUGCUGGCACGUGAACAAUGGGAUUAAUUUGCAAACACUUCUAAAGUAUGGGAUGUGAGGAUGACGUGACAUUUUCUUAUAUAAACGGAUUAUUGCAGGAACAUUUAUGAUGUGUGGCGAUAAUAAUGUACUUUUAUAGGGCUUAGACAUAGGAUAGCACAUGCAUUUAACCUACGAAUAGCAUAAAACCAGUACUCAUUAAAAAAUGCAUGACAAUAUACAACUGCCCUGUUAUCAAUAAUAGCUUAAUAGAUUUACUGGUGGGUUUUUUUGUGAGCCAGUUGAUGAUGUUUAUGAUUGGAUUGCAUACAAACUGAACUUCAUUCUUGGAAUAUCCAAGAAUUGCUCAACCAUGACAUUGCAUUUCAUGCAUGUACAUAAACAGGCAUUUUUUUAUGUGCAGAAAAUGAAAAACAAUGAAACCUGCAUUCAAAAAGACAAUUUCUAUACUUCAUGCACAUUUCCUUUUUUUUAUACGACAUAAUUGGAGAGAGCUGCUUAACAAUGGACCUUGAACAUCUUUUUCGUUGGAGACGACCCCCAAGGCAAGGAAGUUGGGCAUUUUUAAAGCAUUCAACGUUCAAUUAAAGAUAGUCAACCAUUACCUGUAAUAAAGCAUUACAAUGUGUAUAUGCUAUGACCUUGGGGAGGAAUUCCCAGUCACUUAAUUACGCCGUUUGAUUUUCUUUCAUUCACAUACCAACAUUACAUAAUUUCAGUUCAUGGAACUUGAUUAUUUGGUUGAUUUCCACAUCAUGUCGGGCCAAUUGCAUAACCCUAACUUUCCCUACGGUGGUGCACAAAUAUAAGCUUACAAAGUGUUGUGUUUGAAAAUAUUGGUAUUUGUUUUGUAUGCACUUAAUUUACUUUGGAUCCACGAAUGGGACACUAAUGAUAAAUGAUCCGUUGGUUCGCUCGUGUUAUUGGCUGGUGGCUUGUGUACAUAAUUUAAUUCUCACAUUAAAAGUUAUGUUUCCACCCUUUGUUAAUUAGCUGCUGAAUUAAGGCCUCAUCCACAUGCAACGUGGAUAUAGGAAUGUUUGACCAUGCUCAUCAGUGCAUUAUCACUCACCACCUAUGUUGGCCAGAGCCAGGAAUCAAACUCAGGAAGCCGGGUUCAUGGCACAGUAUGCUAACCACGGCACCACCGCUCUACCCCCGUCUAUAACACCAUCCAUUUACAAUUAAAAUUACACUGCCAACAGCAAAAAUACACUAAAUACCACGUGUGUGCGUGAUACCAGCACAAUAUUUCCAAGGCAAAAUUUCUCAUGACAUAGGACAGCCGUAUUCCAUAUACCGCCAGCCAUGUUGAAUACUUUACAACGUCUUACGAGCCCACCAAUGUGUUUGUGCAACGUGACAGGGUGUUUAGAAUGUGAGUGUUGCGGACCAAGGUGCCGAGUGUACUCGCUUGGUUUUGUAUCGUGUGGUUUAAUACUAAAACACUCACAUUCCGGUGGAUGUUGUUUUUUAAUGACACUUUAUGAAAGCGGAGAACAAACUGCGCUGGCACGGAUACUUUAAUUGAGUUAUACAUAUUGUUGUGACUUAAUGCUUGUAAAUGUUUUGUAGCCAAAAGGACAAAGUUCAAUGAAAUUUAAAAAAAUGUUGAUUUAUCUUCCUCUGUGUAAAAGUUUGAAUUUAAUAUCUGAUUAAGUGCAAAAGGCAUUCCAUUUUUUUCAGUUGGCUGCAUAGUUAUCUUGACCAAUGAUGAAACUGGAAUUGGGGUGAAUGUCGUUUAAAUUUCCUUUUGUCACUUUUAACCGGCUGAACGCGAGUUGCUUGCUUUGCGAACAAUGCACUAGUACAGUAUAUUAUUUAUAGAGAUGUAUUUAAUCUUGGCAAUUUUUUUUGCAAACUCUUAAAUGAGAUUCAUUACUUUGGUGGUGUUGGUGCGUGUCCGAUUGAAGAUGUGCUUUUUUUAUUGGGUGAGAGUGGGGGGGGGCUUGGUGUCAUUAUAUUUGAACGCUUAAAAUGUGAUCUGUAUUGAUAGAGGAAGUGAGUAGACUUUUAUUUUCUAAGAUGCUCAUUUUGGGAUUUAAGCAAGUGGUGUACUGGUUUAAAUGCAUGCGGAAAAACAUUACUUUAUAAUUUAUAGAUUGAACUUGAGAUGCCAAGGUGAAUGGUGAUGUUGAGGGUGAAUAGUUGUGUACAUAGGUGCAGUAUGCACUGAUCUGAUCAUGGCAAGAUGAUAAGGUAGUGUUAUUGCUGGGUUUGCCAAGAACCGUUGUAGUGCUUUUUCCGAUCCUCCUUCCCCCACCGGAUUUUACACUACUGUUCUCCAAGGCCUGUAUGUCAUCGGUACUGGUGUAAACUGCUGUAUAUUUAUUUUAAGCAAGUCUUACGACUCUUAAUAAAGCAUGGAGAUAA